GUUUAGAAAAUUAAGGAAAAAAUGGGAAAAACAAAUAUAAAAACGAUAGCACUACUUCUUGGUGUUUUUUGCAUUUUAUCAGCAAAUGGUGAACUGGAAGGACCUAAUGUCUGUACACGACAAGAAACAUAUACAACAGAUGUUCGUGUCAGUGAACAACAACCCUACCAAGUCCGAGAGACCAAAUGGUGUUUGAGUUUUCCACCAAGAUGUUCGAGUUACAAAAUCAAAUUCAGGACUGUUUUCAAGACUGAAAAACUGGUAAAAACUCGUCCUGUAGACGAAUGUUGCGAAGGAUAUGCUCCUUCAUCAUCAGGAGAACGUUGUUUACCUGUCUGUGAUCCACCUUGCGUUCACGGUUCCUGCUCCGAACCUGACAGGUGCAGGUGCGAACCAGGAUACGGAGGCCCGCAGUGCGAUUUAAGGUGUCCAGAAGGUUACUACGGUUCCCAAUGCGCAAACGAGUGCGACUGCGAAAACGGAGCCUCCUGCGACCCCUGGACAGGGGAAUGCGCCUGCACAAGGGGCUUCAGGGGCAUGAGGUGCGACCAGGAAUGCCAAGAAGGCACAUAUGGCACAAACUGCGCCGAAACGUGCAAAUGCCUAAACGGAGCAGGCUGCGAUCACAUCACUGGCGAAUGCAAGUGCUUACCAGGAUUCACAGGACCACUAUGUAAUCUUCAAUGUCCAGAAGGCACCCAUGGUGACAGUUGUCGUAGCGAAUGCAGGUGCCAAAACGGUGCAGGAUGUGAUCCUGCGACUGGUGAAUGCCAUUGUUUAGCUGGCUGGACUGGCAAAGUUUGUGCUAAUCCUUGUGCACAUGGACGACAUGGUCCUGAUUGUGCCUUGAAAUGCGAUUGUCACAAUGGUGCUGGUUGUGAUGCCGUUACUGGACAAUGCGAGUGCUUACCCGGAUUCACAGGAGACAAGUGUUUGGAUAUCUGUCCCCAUGGCACCCAUGGUUUAAACUGCUCCGAGAUCUGUAUUUGCAAAAACGGUGCCAAAUGCAACCCAUCAAACGGUGAAUGCAGAUGUCAAUCAGGUUGGGUAGGCGUGGAUUGCAACGAAAGGGCUUGUCCAGAUGGUUAUUUUGGUGCAAAUUGCACACAGAUUUGUGAAUGCCAGAGCAACAACACAGAGAUGUGUCAUCCUUGGACGGGAAGGUGCGAUUGCAAACCGGGCUGGACCAGCCAAACCUGUAAUCGACAUUGCUCGUUGUUGACAUAUGGAAAGAACUGUCAGGAGACUUGCCAGUGCGAAAAUAAUGCACAGUGUUCACCAAUCACAGGCGAGUGCCUCUGCGCCGCCGGUUACUUGGGAGCGACCUGCUCCGAGCCCUGUCCGAGCGGUUUGUAUGGCGAAAGGUGUGCCCGUGCCUGCGCCUGCGAAAACAACUCGACCUGCUCCCAUGAAACUGGUCAAUGUUCGUGCAAACCUGGCUGGGAAGGCUUAAAAUGCGACAGGCCUUGCAGCGAUGGCAAAUACGGUCACAAUUGCACCAAGAACUGCAAAUGCGUCAAUGGUGCCGCCUGCAAUCCGCAGAAUGGUACAUGUACCUGUGGAGCUGGUUACAGAGGCGAACUGUGCGAAAGAAGUUGCGAAACAGGAACAUUUGGCAUCAAUUGCACCCAGAAAUGCGACUGCGAACCUGAGAACAGCCAAGGAUGCGAUCCUGUUUCCGGGAAAUGCAUUUGCAAAAACGAUUGGAAAGGAGUUCGUUGCGAGACCCGGUGCCCUCCAGGAACCUACGGGGACGAAUGUCAAUUGAAAUGCGCCUGUUUCAACAACAGCUCCUGCGAUCCUGCUACUGGUGCCUGUGAAUGUGAAAGAGGCUGGACUGGUGCAGAGUGUAACCAGCCUUGCCCUGAAGGCACCUACGGCAUGGGAUGCAGGGAAAAGUGUCCGGAACACGAAAAAUUCGCUAAUCAUUCCUGUGACCACGUUACUGGUAAAUACAUCUGUCGUCCAGGGUACAUAGGACUGACGUGUGAACAUCCAUGUCCUUUGAACACUUAUGGUUUGAAUUGUGAACAAAAAUGCCACUGCAAACAUGGAGCUGAUUGUCAUCACGUCACAGGACAUUGCCAAUGUCUACCAGGAUGGACAGGUGCAGACUGUUCCCAACCUUGUUCAGAAGGAACUUUUGGCGAAAACUGUGCCCAGUUUUGUAGGUGUGAAAAUGGUGCCAAAUGUAGAGCUAAUGAUGGUCAUUGUAGGUGCAAACCUGGUUGGAUUGGUGCACACUGCACAGACAUUUGUCCUGAAGGUUACUUCGGUGACCACUGCAUGAAGCCUUGCAAUUGCUCAACGGAUAACUUUAUAUGCCAUGCAAUCGAUGGAUGCAUCUGCAGACAGGGUUUUGGAGGUCCAAGAUGUGAUGAACCAAGAAUACAACAUUUGCAAGAUCGUGAAGAAGGAACUAGUAGUGCUACAGCUGGUGUCCUGGUGGCUUUGGCCUUAGUAGCCUUCAUCAUAGUGCCUUUGAUAUUCUACUACAGACGUCGUGUACAGAAUUUGAAAACAGAUUUGGCACAUGUACAAUAUAUAGCUGAUCCACAAUCAUUGACAGAUCGUCACCACUUCGACAACCCAGUAUACUCCUUCCAAGGUGGUGCCCUUCCAGGACGUCCUGGAGAUGAUGCCUCUACUUUACUAAAUAAUGCCCAACACAUCAGGAACGAUUUGGGCAUUAAGCAAAACAAUGCCAAUUUGGAGAAACAAAAACUGGGUUGCUGUUCAACUGAUGAUGAUGAUUCCAGCACUCGUAGCACUGGUGUCUACAGUCUCCAUUACAACCACAGUAUGUCAAUGAAAAAUCGUGAUGCAGAUUUAACAAAUCCCAACGUCAAUAUUUAUCACAGUAUUGAUGAUGACACUAAGGUUGAUCAUGUUUAUGAUGAAAUUAAAUUGAAAGAAGGAUACAAGGAUGUCGACGAGUACGAUCACCUAGACUACAGCAGACCAGGAAGUUCGUUGAAACCUCAAUAUCAAAGGAUGAUGAAUGGUUUGGUCAAGGAUGUUAAUGAAGACCAGGAUACUAAACCUGAUCCUACCAAGGAAACGUAAUAGGAUAAAGAAUAUGAUGAAGACUAAAAAGACAUUUUUUGAAAAAAAAAAUCUA
Molecule: messenger RNA, 3121 nt
Organism: Ctenocephalides felis (cat flea)
Lineage: Eukaryota; Metazoa; Arthropoda; Insecta; Siphonaptera; Pulicidae
Product: protein draper-like
Exons: 17
Coding region: 22-3066 (1014 amino acids)
Molecular function (GO): protein binding; scavenger receptor activity
Source: RefSeq, a predicted model, not a curated record